GAACUUCAGCAAUAUUUCCAGUAGAAUCGUGUUAUUUCGUGAGUAUGGAUCGUGAGUACGAGAGGCGGCUAUUACGGCAGCAGAAUGGACCAGUCACAUCACCCGCCUCGCCUCUCUCGCCUCGUAGACAGGUGACAGUUGUAUCUAUACAGUCACCUAGUAAAGAGAGGACAGGUGACAGGUUCAUCCCCACCAGAGCUGGUGCUAACUGGGAUGUUAACUUUGCACUUAUACAAGAGAACAACAAGGUGAACAGUGAAGUCCGUAAAGGUCGGGAAGGAGGCGAGGGUAAGGACGGUGUGGCGUACACGACACUUCUGAGGAACGAACUUCUGGGCACCAAUAUUGAUGACCUGAGGGAUACCCAGGAUGACAGGCGGGCACUGUCACCAGUGCACACUCCUAACUUAUACCAUUUUUCCCCACGGAAGAAUCACCAGAGAGAAGAUGCACUGUCUCCGUAUUCCUUGUCUCCUGUCAGUGCAAAGAGCCAGAAGUUGUUGCGGUCUCCUAGGAAAGCCGCUCGCAAGAUAUCUAAAAUCCCUUUUAAGGUUCUGGAUGCUCCGGAACUGCAAGAUGACUUCUACCUGAACCUAGUUGACUGGAGUUCACAGAACGUUCUAUCUGUAGGCCUAGGGCACUGUGUCUAUCUGUGGUCAGCCUAUACAUCCCAAGUGACCAGACUGUGUGACCUCUCCCUGGACGGAGACUCGGUAACAUCUGUCUCCUGGUCGGAACGAGGUAAUCAAGUUGCAGUAGGAACGCACAAAGGCCUAGUACAAGUAUGGGAUGUUGCCAGCAGCAAGAGAGUGUGUAUAUUGAAUGGUCAUACAGCACGUGUGGGAGCCCUGGCCUGGAAUGGUGACGUGCUGUCUUCCGGCUCCAGGGAUAGACUCAUUCUUCAGAGGGAUGUUAGGACUCCUUGUAUCAUCCCUGACAGACGGCUGGCUGGACACAGACAGGAGGUGUGUGGGUUGAAGUGGUCCCCAGACAGUCAGUACCUGGCCUCCGGUGGUAAUGACAACAAACUGUUUGUGUGGAACCUGCACUCCCUUACUGCUGUUCAGACUUAUACUGAACAUAAUGCUGCUGUGAAAGCUAUUGCCUGGUCACCGCAUCAUCACGGGCUACUGGCCAGCGGAGGAGGGACGGCUGACCGCUGCAUACGCUUCUGGAACACAUUAACCGGACAACCCAUGCAAUGUGUGGACACUGGUUCUCAAGUUUGCAACUUAGCAUGGUCAAAACAUGCUUCGGAACUUGUAUCGACUCACGGGUACAGCCAGAACCAGAUAUUAGUGUGGCGGUAUCCAUCCCUGGCACAAGUGGCCAAGUUGACUGGCCAUACCUACCGUGUCCUCUACCUGGCCAUGUCCCCUGAUGGCGAGGCCAUUGUCACCGGCGCCGGUGAUGAAACCUUGCGAUUCUGGAAUGUCUUCAGCAAAGCUCGUUCACAAAAGGAGUCAAAGUCUGUGUUGAACUUGUUCACAUCUCUACGAUAACCAAGUUCAUAGAACUUAGCCAAGUUUGUGGGACUUUAGCCAAGUUCGUGGGACUCUAGCCAAGUUCAGGGAACUUAAGCCAAGUUCAGGGAAUGCUAUCCAAGCUCAUGGAACAAUAUCCAAGUUAAUGGAACUUGAACCAAGUUUUUGGGGCUUUAUCCAAGUUCAUGGGAUGAUAACCAGGUUCACAAAACUUGAUCCAAGUUGCUAGAACCUGAUCAGAGUUGAUGGAACUAAAUCUGAGUUGACAAAACUUGAUCCAAGUUGGUGGAACUUGAUCACAGUUGCUGGAACUUGAUCACAGUUGCUGGAACUUGAUCCAAGUUGACAGAACUUGAUCUAAGUUGCUGGAAAUUGAUCUGAGUUGACGAAACUUUAUCAAAGUUACUAGAACUUGAUCCGAGUUGACGGAACUUGAUCAAAGUUGCUGGAACUUGAUUCAAGUUGCUGAAACUUGAUCUGAGUUGAUGUAACUUGAUCAAAGUUGCUGGAACUUGAUCUGAGUUGCUAGAACUUGAUACAAGUUUCUGGAACUUGAUCUGAGUUGUGGAACUUGAUCCCAGUACUGGAA
Molecule: messenger RNA, 2073 nt
Organism: Cherax quadricarinatus
Lineage: Eukaryota; Metazoa; Arthropoda; Malacostraca; Decapoda; Parastacidae
Source: RefSeq, a predicted model, not a curated record